GAGGAGUUUACUGCAUGUCUCUUUCAGUGAGGGUGACUGCUGCUCUCUCUCUCCUGCUCCAGUAACUGGAGGCGCAAGUUCCUUCUUCACCAGCCUCAACUUCAUUAAUCAGGUUUGGGCUGUGUACUGCUGCUACAGCCAUGGCACCCAAAAAGAAUAAGACGACCAAGAAGAGCAAAGGAGACAUAAAUGAGAUGACCAUCAUGGUGGAGGACAGCCCCAUCAACAAGAUCAACGGCUUAAACACUCUGUUGGAGGGAGGAAACGGCUUCAGCUGCAUCUCCACUGAAGUCAACGAUUCUGUGUACGCCCCAAACCUCCUGGAGGGUUUGAGCAACAUGAGACAGGAGAGCUUCCUCUGUGAUCUGACCGUCGCCACCAAGUCAAAGUCAUUCGACGUCCAUAAGGUUGUCAUGGCCUCCUGCAGCGAGUACAUUCGAAACAUCUUGAAGAAGGAUUCAACCCUCCAGAAGAUCGAACUGAAUGAUCUCUCACCGGUCGGCCUUGCCACAGCGAUCACGUACGCUUACUCUGGAAAGCUGACCCUGUCGCUGUACAGCAUCGGGAGCACCAUCGCUGCAGCAAUGCUGCUGCAGAUCGGCACCUUAGUGAAGAUGUGCAGCGACUUCCUCAUGCAGGAGCUCAGCGUGGAGAACUGCAUGUACGUGGCCAACAUCGCUGAUGCCUACGACCUCAAAGAAACCAAGGAAGCAGCUCAGAAGUUCAUGCGGGAGAACUUCAUUGAGUUUUCUGAGAUGGAACAGUUCCUGAAGCUCACCUACGAGCAGAUCAGUGACUUCCUUGCUGAUGAUUCCCUGCAGCUUCCUUCUGAGAUCACGGCCUUCCAGAUUGCAAUGAAGUGGUUGGACUUUGAUGAGAAGAGGUUGAAGUACGCUGCAGAUCUCCUGACCCACAUCCGAUUUGGCACUAUCUCCGCCCAAGACCUGGUGAAUCACGUCCAGAGUGUGCCCAGAAUGAUGCAAGACCCCGAGUGCCACCGUCUUCUUGUCGAUGCCAUGAACUACCACCUGCUGCCUUACCAACAGAACAUCCUCCAGUCACGCAGAACAAAGGUUCGUGGCGGCCUCAAGGUGAUCCUCACAGUCGGUGGACGCCCUGCCUUGACGGAGAAAUCCCUCAGCAAAGAUGUUCUCUACAGGGAUUCAGAUAAUGUGUGGAAUAAGUUGACAGAAAUGCCUGCAAAGAGCUUCAAUCAGUGUGUAGCGGUCUUGGACGGCUUCCUUUAUGUGGCAGGUGGUGAGGACCAGAAUGACGCAAGGAACCAGGCCAAGCACGCCGUCAGCAACUUCUGCAGAUUCGACCCUCGCUUUAACACUUGGAACCACUUGAGCAACAUGAUCCAGAGGCGUACCCACUUCAGUCUCAACACAUUCAACGGUCUUUUGUUUGCCAUCGGAGGGCGUAACGCUGAUGGCGUCCAGGCCUCAGUGGAGUGCUACGUGCCCUCAUCCAACCAGUGGCAGAUGAAGGCACCCAUGGAGGUUCCUCGCUGCUGUCAUGCCAGCUCCCUCAUCGACGGCAAGAUCCUCGUCUCAGGAGGUUACAUCAACAAUGCCUACUCCAGAGCUGUGUGCUCGUACGACCCAUCCACCGACACCUGGCAGGACAAGAGCAGCCUGAGCACGCCUAGAGGCUGGCAUUGCGGCGCCACAGUUGGCGACAGAGCCUACGUCAUCGGUGGCAGUCAGCUGGGAGGUCGUGGGGAGAGGGUGGAUGUCCUCGCCGUUGAGUCUUACAACCCUCACAGCGGGCAGUGGAGCUACUGCGCGCCUCUUCACACGGGAGUGAGCACAGCAGGUCUUUCCAUUUUGAACAACAAGGUGUAUCUCCUCGGAGGCUGGAACGAGGGCGAGAAGAAGUACAAGAAAUGCAUCCAGGUGUACAACCCAGACCUCAACGAAUGGACUGAGGACGAUGAGCUGCCAGAAGCCACAGUUGGUAUUUCCUGCUGUGUUGUCACCAUCCCCACACGGAAAACACGAGAGUCCAGAGCCAGUUCAGUGUCUUCUGCACCAGUCAGUAUAUAAAGCAUUAGGUGAUAUUAGUGGUGUAGUUUACAUGUCCAAUGGUCUCCAGCUAAAAUCUUGGUUCCAAACUCUACAAAUUGUGCCUUUUUGUCAGUAAAAUGUGAAAACACGUUUUUUGAUUAAACAAAUAUGAAUAAAAAUCAAGGAUUUCAAAUUUGGGAACACUGUUAUGAGAAUCAGUCAAGUGUAUUCAAGCAAAUUGAAGCCAAAACCUGAAGUCUAAAUGAAAAUUUGAACCCUUUUAAAUGUAUUUUUGGUAUUUGUGAUAAAAUUAUCAGAGUAACUGUAAAAGAAAAAAAAAAAUAGCACAUUUUCAGUUUCAGCAAAAGAGACACUUGACAUGGCAAUAAUCAAAUUUAUCAUUUUUUGACAGAAAUUUACUUGUGGGGCCAAUCAGUUGUGUUAACCUCAUCCAGCCUUUCCCUACAGCAGAUAUAUGAUGAUUUGAAGCCCAAAGGAAUAAAGUUUGAAAGACAAACAAUGCUGCUAUUGAGAUGUAUCUAUAAUACAACUGUGAGUGCAGUCAAAUGAAUGGUGCAGUUGUUGAUAUCGGAGGAUUUGUCACAGUCUUGUUGAGAGUGACUGUAGCUACUGUGAUUCUCAGAUACUUGAACAGAAAAAUAAACGGGGAAAAACUGGAGAUAGAUGAAGCGUUGGCAUCACCUGCCAGGUGUGGGUGCUCAUGAAUUGGGGUUAAAACACACAGAAAGGCUGUAUUUUCUCUACAUGUGUACCACUCAGUGGUCUUGUGUUGUCUAAUGAGUGAUCGCUGUAAACACAACCAGGAAUCUUGUUGGGAAAAUGUUGAGGGUUGAAUGGGUUUGGAUGUGAAGGAAAUAAAUUAUUUUGUAAAAAAGAAAAAGAAAAAUAUAACUCGGGGAGUGAUGUUGUUAGCCUGAGCUUUCCUGGAGGUCAGAUCAUGAAUUUCCUGAAUGCUCAUGUCUUUUCAUUUUUUGCUUGUUUUUAAAUUAAAUAAAUGAAGUGUAAGCUGUG
Cheilinus undulatus (humphead wrasse) is the source of this 3041-nucleotide messenger RNA. It is a transcript of the gene klhl31, whose product is annotated as kelch-like family member 31. Gene Ontology annotation, molecular function: protein binding. The transcript has 3 exons. Lineage: Eukaryota; Metazoa; Chordata; Actinopteri; Labriformes; Labridae. Gene Ontology annotation, cellular component: nucleus; cytoplasm. Gene Ontology annotation, biological process: negative regulation of protein phosphorylation. The coding region runs from base 141 to 2048 and encodes 635 amino acids. The record is from RefSeq and is a predicted model, not a curated record.